AUGGGCUCAGCACAAAGGGGCUUGGCGAUGGUCUCGUUUCAUGACGCGUUGUGUAGUUCCAAGAUGUUUGUGCUCCAGCAGAUGUCUUUCGAGUGCAGUGCACAGAUAAACGGCAUAGAAAGGGGCGUUCGGACAUUCAUGAGAUCUCAUGAGGUAUCCAGAUUCUAUGUACUUGUGACUUCAUCUAGCACCACUAGCUCUGAGCCUGCCAUGGAGAGCGACAAGAAGUCUGAGAUCUCCGACAGGCUACAUCCAACUCCUCCAGCGCAGCAACAGCCAAAUGUGAGGCGGCCUGCGCCUCAUGUUAGACCACAUGAUCAGGACCAAAAAAGUGGGUCCGCGCAAGAUGAAAGGAGGUGCCGAGUGGAGGCGAUGUUCAAUGCCAAGCUGAGAGGUUCAGAGGUUUUAGAUCGACAGAGCUACAUCGAAUUGAUGAAGUUCCUUGGGUUCCCAUUGAAUGAGGCCCAUGUCUUGCUGGAGGAGUACCCAGAAGGCUCGUGGAUACGUGUGAAAGACUUCUUGGACCUCGUCUUCGCCUCACCUAAGGUGAGUGGAGAGACGAUUGAGGCCGGUGGGAAAAUGCACACCGCCUUUGUCUUCGUGAAGCCCCAUGCGGUGCAUGAGAAGGUAAAGACCUUGGUGAAAGACAAGCUCAGAGCAGAGGGACUGACCAUCAAGUCGGAGGGCCAAAUCAAGUCCACCGUCAUUGAUGAGAAGAAGUUGAUCGACACCCACUACGGAGCUAUUGCGGCCAAGGCGGUGACGAUGAAGUGGCCAUACCGCUUUGAUCCACACUCCAUCCGUUUCAAGCAGUUGAGAUGGCCCAACUUCCGAACGAGCAUCCGGGCCAAGCCCAAGAUGUUCUCCGAGGCGCGGAGGAGCUUGCGAACAGCCGGUGCGGAGUGGGCAGCAAUGCUCCAGGGGCCAGACGUGCGCCUGGCACGUUCGUGGGGUGCAGCAGGCCACAUGACCGGCGUGCGGCAGCGAAUGUUGGGCGGAGUGCUCCAGCAUGCUCCAGCGGUGCAGCAGUACUCCCUUCCUGUAGCGAUGCUCCAGCGGCGGGACGUGCGGCUGCUGGCGCCGGCGCCACAACAGCCGGACAUGCAGCUGGCACCGUUGGGUUCGAUUCGAGAGCAGGUUUGUGAGGUGCUCGAGUCACAUCAGGAUCCAAUUGAUGCACAGGCAGGCCUUCAGCAUCUAGCGCAACAACACUCUUACGCACGCUUGGUGAUCAAAGCUUAUUUGAACAAAUUGGAGCGGCAAGUGGGCCCUGCAAACCUUGCAGGAGUCCUUUUUUCCUUGUAG
Molecule: messenger RNA, 1305 nt
Organism: Durusdinium trenchii
Lineage: Eukaryota; Dinophyceae; Suessiales; Symbiodiniaceae
Source: the annotation of a GenBank genome assembly